CUUAACAGUACUUUGCAGAUCAGUAAAGUACAUUAACAGAUUGAGCAAUAUACUUGGGUAUAGGAAUAUGAUGUAUUGGUGGAAGUACACAGCUUGAUGCACACAUAUAUUCAUAUACGUAUAGCCUGAUUAUCAGGCACACUACAAAAGAGUAUGUUCUUAAUUAACAAGUCAGUGAGAAGUUCACAUUGACAUUAACACAGACAAAUGGUGUGAUCAGUUUUUAAACAUCAUGGAGACUGAAUACAAAGACACAGACAAUGCAAGUGAGGAAGACAUGCAGGAAAGACAGAUCAUCAAGGACAAUAAGAAGACAGAUGGGGAUGCCCCUGAUGGAGGUUGGGGGUGGGUUAUUGUUGCUGCCUGCUGGGGAAUAAACUGUUUGGUAGGGGGGCUCAGCAAGGCAUUUGGUGUUAUCUACCUAGAAAUGCUGAGGAGAUUUCAUCAAGGUGCAGCCACUACAGCUUGGAUUGGAGGUCUAAUGAUAGCCUUCAGGAUGGGCCUGGGAUUUGUUGGAACAUCUCUGAGCCAUCACUUCACAACAAGGAGUAUGAUUAUGUUUGGGGGAGCAAUGAUGGGAAUUGGAGUGAUCACCACUGCAUUUGCUCAAAAUAUUGGCCAUGCUUAUCUCACUCUUGGUAUAAUUACUGGUAUUGGGGGAGGACUGUUAUAUGCACCAAGCCUUGCUAGCGUAAAUGAAUAUUUUGAUUUGAAACGUGGAAAAGCUAAUGGUAUAGCAACAUCUGGUUCUGGGUGUGGAAGUUUUCUUUUUCCUCCUUUACUUGGAGUGCUGUUUGGAACCUAUGGCUAUUUUGGUGCUAUAUUGAUCCUGGGUGCUUUUUUAUUGAAUGCUUGUGUUCUUGGUGCCCUAUUUCGACCACUUAAAAGACAACUUAAAGAGGUAGUGCUAGUAGAAAAGAAGAAAAAACAUGAUGUACAUGAGCCUGUUGUUGGUGAACUCUAUGAUGUUUCCCCUUGUAUUAACAUUGACAAGCAUGAAGCACAAGAGGAGGAAACCAAAAUGCUUCCAAGUACAUCUAAUCCAUCUGUUCUUAACAGAGUGAAUUACCAACAUGAUAUAAUAAUGAUAACUUCCAAAGAAGAUGGACUUGGUAAUAAGCCACAAAGCUGUUGCAGUAAUAAACCCAGAACAUUUCUAAACAAUUGUUUUUGGAAAAUUAAGAAUUUCAAAAUCAUACACAAUUGGAGUUUUAUAAUUUAUGGUAUUGUCACAUUAUUAAACAGUAUUGGUUACGAUACGUCACUGAUGUUCAUUCCAGCUUUGGGCAAAGAACGUAAUGUAUCUGAACUGAAGGCGGCAUUCCUUAUAUCAGCAGUAGGUAUUUGUGACACAGUUGGGCGUGUCAGCUCUGGAAUAUUGUUUGAUGUACCUGGAGUUAAACGCUUCAGACAGAGAAUUUACUGUCUUUCUAUGCUACUGUCUGGUAUCUUAGCAAUACUCUGGCCAAUUUGUACAGAAUACACACAAUUGUUGGUAUUUUCAACACUAUUUGGGCUGAUAACAAGUCCUAUCAACAGCCAAAGAAUGACAAUAGCAGGAGAUCUAGUUCCUAAAGAGGAUUUGUACCAUGCAGUCGGGUUAACAGCCUUCUUCCAAGGAGUUGGAAUAAUGUUGGGUCCAUUGUUGGGAGGAGUGUUAAAGGACGCGCUUGGAUCAUAUAACUACGCAUUCUACCUACAAGGUGUGGCAUUUAUAUUAGGCUCAGUGCUACUCAUUUUGACUGUUUGCAAUAAUCAAGAAAGGAGGACUUGGUGCUGUGAAAGAAAAUAAUUAGAAGCAUUCACCUUUUGCCCAGUUGACUUUCUUCUAACAUAUCAUCAGUAACUCACACAGAAUUAUCUAAUUUUGUCUAAUGACAUGUGGCAAUUGUGGCAAUGUUUACAGGAGCAGAUGGAUUUAAAAAAAAUUGAUUUUUUAAAUAUUUUACCUCGAAUACUCAGUAUGCUGUGGACAGUAUAAUACUUAUCACAGAAGUGUACUUAAAAUAAAUUGAAAUGUUAAAACUAACUUAAAGUACAUGUAUUUUAUAUUACAUUAUUAAUUUAAUGUAAAAAACAUAAACAAUG
Owenia fusiformis is the source of this 2088-nucleotide messenger RNA. NCBI's taxonomy places the organism in Eukaryota, Metazoa, Annelida, Polychaeta, Sabellida, Oweniidae. The record is from the annotation of a GenBank genome assembly.